AUGAUGAAUAGGAAAGACUUGUGGGCGAUUAGUGCGGCCGGAAUACCACCCACAUGCGAAAAUAUUGAGGUUUUCUUUGCAGAGGAUUUUUCAAGACUGGUUUGCAGCGGUUGGGCUUUUCAAUUCAGUGAUAAUGAGCUUAGUGGUUCGUUCAGCUAUCAACAAGCCUCAACGAGAAAAGUGCUUCUUUCUCCAGACCUUGUUGGUAUUUCAAUGAAUUAUAGAUUCAUAUCAUGUGGGAAAUACAAUGUUUCGAACUACGUAGUGCGAGUGAACAACCAAUAUGUGAUGAAUCUCACUGGUUUGAAGCCUCAAACAUAUUGCAAACAGCAAGAUGGAUGCAAUUUGGGAGUAAUGAAGGCAACAGGCAGUGACAUUUCAUCAUCAUCCUACAUGCUACUCAAAAACUAUAACAAUAUCAUGGCUAUACAGAGGCCUACCUCUGAGAAGCUUGCUAUUGAAUCCAUGUCUCUCUAUUUUUGUUACGUUAGCAGCAGUGUGUCGGUAAUUGAUCUCAAGCUUUUGCCAGUUGCGAAAGCGAAUAUAACAGCCGGGUUAAACACAACUGUUGCCAAUUUGACAACUCUAACCAUCACUAAUUCUGGUACUGACAAAGCUUCUGAUGUUAUUCUUGAAAUUCGUUUGUCACAGCCAUUGCUAAGUUUAUUCAACCUGACCUUCACGAAUUUCAGAAAACUUGUAGAAAGCAAGAAUUUAACGUACUUGUACUCCAUUACAACCACGUUGCAAGCUAAAAGUGCUUCAUCUGCUCAGUAUUUAAUUAAGAAUUUGAACAUUGCCCAGAAUGAGACAGUCUCUUUUGACAUAUCCAGCUCCCUUAAUGUUUCUCUCUUGAACGCCAGCAUGACCUCAAUCAUGAAUAUUACGAUUUCUGGCAAUGGCAAUUAUUUCGAAAAGGAGACAACUAAUAACAUCCAGCAAACAACGCUGUUCAUUAACACGACCUCUAUACUACCUUCAGCGAAAAACAACAGCUCCAAUUCUCCGCCAACACAACCCACUCCUCAAAAUUCAACAUCUUUUACAUAUUCAAACUUUUCAGCCACUCAAGCGUUUGCUCUCAAAAGCGGGGAUACAAUAUCAUUGAUAUUUACUCCCAGCUCCAACUCAUCAUGUUUCAUACACGCGAUCUUUCAGUUUCAGCAAGCCUUUAACGGAAGUGUUGGAAUUACCUCGUCCAUUCGUACUCAAUCCCUCAUUAACAUUUCCACUAGUGACUUUCUUGAAAACUCUCUUAGAUUAAUCAUUCCUUCAAACUACUUGAACUGUUUGAACAAAUCAGCCAAGACCAAUGUUACCAUUCAAUUUUUUUCAACCUCGGUGAUUAAGGCGCCAAUGAAUGCCACUCUGUUUAAAAAAGAAAUUUCAGUUUUGAACAACCUUUCGUCAUCAUUUAUGGUCAACAGUUCAAGUUUGGGAGAUUUAUCUGCUUUUGUGAUACCAACUCUUGGUCGAGAGUAUACUCCUCAAGACAUUCAAAUCAACACACAAGUUAACUACUAUUCCACACUUAUUUCGCCGUACUCAUUGUUUCUUGUUUACAAUAGUUCAGCUCCAUUGAUCCUAAAGGAGAACAGGGCUCUUCGGCAAACUGCACAAUCACCCUUCCAGUUUCUUGUGUCUUCCGUCUUUAUUGAGUCGGGAAGCACUCUGAUAGUGGUUGCAAAUCAAAAAAAGGUAGAACGGGCAAGUUUGGCAAUUAAAGUGCCUCAAAAGUAUUCCAAUCCCCCUGCCAUAACCUCCUCUUUUACAGGUGUGGUUUCCCAAACAUUCCCUCAAUCUCCUUCAGGAAUAUAUCCUGUUGCUGUAUCAUUCAACCUCCCACAAACAACCACGAAAACCAUGACCAUAAGCUUUACAGUGCAGAAACUUGUUGCAGUUCAAAGCAAGAGCGGAAUAAGUAAGGCACCUCCAAUGAUUUCCAUAUUGGGAAUUCAAGAUUCUGGAGUCAACAAGAGAUCAGUUCUUGUUUCAUCAUUUUCAGCUCAAUAUGCUUGUCUACCAAACGCUAAUGCGGAUUCGCUCUAUAUUAACAGUUACGUUCCUCUCUCAGGACUGAGUGGUGAUUGGAUGUUUAAGCUUGUCCUUGAUCCAUCUUACACCUCGGUAGACUCUAGUGUCUCGCUAACUGUACAAACAAGGUCCGAAACUUUCACUCCUUCCACGAACCAAGUAGAAAAAGUUCAGAUGGGAUACUUGACAGCACUUGUUUCAGAUUUUGAGUUCAGGAUGGUUUUACCUGUAUACCAAAAUAAGAUGACGUACACCUUAACGUUUAAGAGCAACGAGCUCUAUUUAACCAACGGGGACUAUGAAAUUUAUUUUAGUGUUGGGUUUAAACCUACACAACAAAGCUAUCAUUUGAAAACACCAAAAAUGAAGGUUGGAGGUGCAACCCAAACAUACAGUUUCUUUUUGAAGUAUGACAACGAAAAAGUGAUUGUUUCCACCGUUGAUUCAUCGAUCAUUUACACAACUGCUACCUAUACCAACCUUGAUGACAAGAGCUUGAACAUUCUGAUUCAUCCAAUUUCUUCAAACUCAUAUGCCAGUGUUGAUUGUACGACACAAAGCUCUACUGCAUUUGCUUUCUUCACCAUGGUGGCCAACGAACAAGAGACAGAAACAUCUGACAAGAUCUUGUCACCGGAUUCUACUCUUACCAUUUACCCAAAAACAACCAUUAACGUCAAUACUUCGACAGUGUACACAAGAAGCAAUUAUGGGAAAACAUGCUUAAUUGAGUUUGUCACCACUGAUAUUAAUGCCUUCUCCGAAACUCAAAUACCAGUGAUGAAAGAGCGAAAUUUACUAACUGAAACAGAGACUAAAUAUCAGAUGAAGAGAUUAGAGAUGAUAAGCUUAGGUCAAUCGACCAAAACUCUUCUCAAGUUUUAUUUCGAAACGAUCAUCUCACCAUCGAAACCUUUAGUUUCUUACACGAUAGAAAUCCCUGACGGCUCUUUUACUGAGCUUACCAUUCAAGGGUCAGUGGAAGCCUACAAGUCACUACCAAACUAUUUAAUGGACGAAUUCUAUAUAGGAACAUAUAUUAGUUCUGGUUGCAAUCUUGCGUUUGUGCUAUUGUACAUUUUAAUUGCCUUGCUUAUUUUCGCCGUUCAAACUUUUAGAGGUAUCUUGAUUGACUUGGAAGACAAUGCUCGUUGGGCUGGAUGCAUUCCUGCCAAAUUCAUUGCUUGGCCCAUUUUGUGCACCCUUGGUUGCUGUUCUCCUUUCUUUUGUUGUUGCCACAGCCGGAUCAACAAGAGAAAGUCUGCCCUAUGUUGUGCUUCAUUGGUUUGGUUUUUACUUGGAGUUACGAUUUUAUUUGGAUUUGGUAUUGUUUUUGGAAUUUUAAUCUAUGAUGUGAGUGAAUUAACUUUGGUAUCAACCGGAACAAAAACAUCUCCCAAUUUCAUAAUUACCUCUACGGUUAGUGCAUGUUGUGAAGUGCAAAGCACGCCGUACUUCAAAACGCAAAACUUUCCUUUUAUUCAAGUUGGAGGAAGUUUGAAAUGUAUCAACUCGGCCACUGUGGAUUACGUGUAUCGUUUCACUGAAAAUGACCUGAGUCCAACGACACCUGUAUCGUAUUCACAAAUCAGUGGAGGACAAGCAGCGGUUGCAAGUGCUAGAAUGUAUUGUAAGGGGUCUAAGGUAGCCUUUGUUCCAAAGUAUUUGGACCUGUCGAGAAUAUUUGGUAUUGUUGCACCAAUUGGAUUCAUUUUCUUGUUGCUGGCCUUAAUACACGUAUGCUAUUUGGUGCUUGGAUCAUGCUUGACUCCAACGUCUAAAGAGAGCACUCUAGCAAAGUCCAACACGGCAGUGAACAAUCAUAUCAAUGAUGUCAUCUUUAACCCAUUCCUUGUUCCGAACACCAGUGCAGUAUUUGAUGGAACCAUUAAGGACAUUGAGCUUCAAGACGCCAAAAUUAUGAAGCCAUCAGCUGUUUCUCAACCACGAGAAAUUUUGCCUCCUCCAUACGCACAAGCUAUGCAAAACGAUAUGUUUGCAUUUGAUAGAGCAAUAAGUGUGUACAAUUUAGAUGACGCCCAACAACCAGCUCAAUUUGUUGCCUAUACACAAAACGUACCUGGCAAUAUGACUUGCUAA
Messenger RNA from Naegleria lovaniensis, 4134 nucleotides. RefSeq lists its product as uncharacterized. The record is from RefSeq and is a predicted model, not a curated record. The coding region runs from base 1 to 4134 and encodes 1377 amino acids. The transcript is spliced from 3 exons. NCBI's taxonomy places the organism in Eukaryota, Heterolobosea, Eutetramitea, Acrasida, Naegleriidae.